AUGUCAUCCGAACAGCUGAACGUCAUUGCCUUGGUCUCGGGGGGCAAGGACAGUUUCUUCUCCGCCCUGCACUGUCAGAGGAACGGGCAUCGACUCGUCGCCCUCGCCAAUCUCUUUCCCUCCGCCUCCGUUAGCGCCGGCUCCGACGCCACGCGCUCGGCCCCUGGGACCAUCGUUUACGAGCCCAAGGGGGAUCACGUGAAGGAUGCUCAGGAGCAGGAGGAAGGAGCGAAGGCUGGCAACAGGGCCGAUGAUGACGCCGACCUGAAUAGUUUCAUGUACCAGACCGUCGGCCACCAGGUCAUUCCCCUAUAUGCGGACGCCACGGGGCUGCCGCUUUACCGCCAGCCUAUCUAUGGCGGCGCCAAGUACGAGGGCCGAGACUACGAUUCCCAGGCCGUGUCGACACGAGAUGGCGACGCGGCCCCCGAGACUGACGCGGAUGAGACGGAGAGCAUGGUGCCCCUCCUCCGCGCCAUCAUGGCGGACCACCCGGAGGCCAACGCGUUGUGUGCGGGUGCGAUUCUGUCGACAUACCAGCGGACGCGUGUAGAAUCCGUCGCGCUGCGUCUGGGCCUUACGCCGCUGGCGUAUCUCUGGAAGUACCCUGUGUUGCCGCCGGUCAUUCCGGGAGCCGUCGAGGAAGCCCAGCUGCUCCACGACAUGGCAGCCGCCGGGCUGGACGCAAGGAUCAUCAAGGUCGCGAGCGCGGGGCUUGAUGACGACUUCUUGUGGGAGAAGGUGAGCAGCAUCGCAGGCGCCGCGCGCGUGAAGCGUGCUCUGAGGAAGUUUGGCGCUGCCGAGGGUUCCGUCAUUGGCGAGGGAGGCGAGUUCGAGACGCUCGUGCUCGACGGCCCGCCCAGCUUGUUUCGGAAGGCCAUCGAGGUGCCGGAGUCCGGUAGACGGGUUGUCAAGGAGGGCGGCGGGACGUCGUGGUUGAGCUUUCAGGGGGCGAGUGUCCGAGAGAAGCCAACCCCUGAGACGGACUCGGGAGAGAGCUGUCCUCCGCCCCGGGUGCCCGACGUUCUCGACCCGAGAUUCCAAUCCCUGCUGGAUGCUCUUCCUCCAGCCCAGGAAGCCCUGUCCGGCGAAGGCUUUGCGAAAGGCGACGGUAACGUAUCGGCGUCUUCCAAGGCUCCUUCGGAUGACAUCCACUGGUCUUUCGCUGCCAAGGCGGCAGAAGAUCAGAACCUGUCUGUCGAGGAGCAAACCGAGGAGAUAGUCCGGCAAGUUCACAAGCGCCUCGCUGACCACUCUCCGCCGCUGCCUACGACAGCCAUCACCAACACCGUCAUUGCCCUGAGUUCCAUGUCAGAUUUCCCCGCGGUCAACAAGAUCUACAGCAAGCUGUUCCAGCAUCCAAACCCUCCAUCCCGGGUGACCAUCUCGUGCAGCGGGUUUCAGGCGGGAAGCGCUAUCAACAUCCAUCUAACAGUAAAGCCAAACCUGGAACCCCGUGAGCGGAAUGGACUUCACGUUCAGUCACGAUCCUACUGGGCGCCUGCGAACAUUGGCCCGUACAGCCAGGCCAUCGACGUGCCCCUGAGCAACCAGGCGGCUCCGUCGCAAGGCGAGCAAGAAGCGGGCCAGGCUGGAGUCAGAUCAGUGGCGAUUGCAGGCCAGAUUCCGCUCGUACCGGCGAGCAUGAUCUUGCCUACUGAGACGACGGGCAACUUGGAAAUGCAAAUUAUCCUGUCUCUGCAGCAUCUCUGGCGCAUAGCCACCGAGAUGAAGGUGCAGCUGUGGACCAGCGCGGUUGCGUACUUCCCGCACACGCCGGAAGAGGCGGACAAGAGGCGCCAGAGUCAUCUCGCCGCCGCUGCGUGGAAGGGCGCACAUGCCCCCGAUGAAGACGAGGACGGGGACAACGAAGGCGGGCCCGACCUGUGGGAUCGGAAGUUUAACCCGGCGUACAUGUCCCUCGGCGAUGACGCCGCCGCUCCGCAAAAGCUUCCGGACUGGUCUGUCGUCAAGGGCGCGACCGAAGAGGACGAAGGAGAGGGCAAGAAGCCGGUACCCCCUUUCUUCGCCGUUGAAGUCGAGGAACUCCCCCGCCAAGCCGGCGUGGAAUGGCACGCCCACCUCGGCCUCUGGCGUCUCGCGUCGUCGUCCGUCGAGUACCAGACCUUCGACCUCGAGCCAUCGCCCACCGAGCCCUUCUACAGACGCGUCUGCCACGUCGUGGUCUCGGGGAUGCUCGUCCACACCACCAUCUCCUGGCUCGCGAGACGGGGCGCGGGCGCUCGCCCGCCAACGUCCUUCUCUGACAUCAGCGAGUGGAUGGGGCGCGCGUACCUAAAGUCCAUCGGCAGCGAGCAGCACACGUCGGAGGCCGGCUUCGCCUACCUCAUGUAUUUGAACGUGUCGGAGUGCACGUCUGCGGCCGAGGCGCCGGCUGGGGAAGGGAAGGACCAAGAUCGGACGACGGCGUACAUCAAGGCCAAGUCCAUCUACGACGAGAAUGGGGGGCUGGUUCUUGCUGUUGGGUUGUGGAAGUAG
Colletotrichum spaethianum is the source of this 2499-nucleotide messenger RNA. Its product is annotated as diphthine--ammonia ligase. Gene Ontology annotation, molecular function: diphthine-ammonia ligase activity. Gene Ontology annotation, biological process: protein histidyl modification to diphthamide. The record is from RefSeq and is a predicted model, not a curated record. The coding region runs from base 1 to 2499 and encodes 832 amino acids. The transcript has a single exon. Lineage: Eukaryota; Fungi; Ascomycota; Sordariomycetes; Glomerellales; Glomerellaceae.